Molecule: messenger RNA, 108 nt
Organism: Protopolystoma xenopodis
Lineage: Eukaryota; Metazoa; Platyhelminthes; Monogenea; Polystomatidea; Polystomatidae
Source: the annotation of a GenBank genome assembly
AUGAUACAGUUCGUAGAGGUCCAGCACCUGCUUCGCCAUGAUCGGGAUUCUGUUGACCGGCGUGCCUGUUGCAGGUGGGCCGGGGGGGAGGAGGAUGAGGGUAGGUAG